ACAGCAGCUGUCAGUCAGAAAAUUUGCUUGUUUCUUCGCAGCAGCGAAAAAUAUGAAAAUACGAAAAAGAUUUUCUUUCUAAAUAAAUGGCAUAGUUUUGGCUAUCAAAAAUGUUUCGCGGCACAAUAAAAAUGAAGGUCAUGGUGUUUUUGUGGUUGUUUAGUUCGUGUACAAUGAAUAUCCAGGCUACAACCCACUGGAUGGUGACCGAGAGUGGCCUGAUACAACCACGGGAAGAUUCUCCAUUUGAAAUGACCCACCCAUAUGACUUGCUUGCAUUUUUGAAUCAAGACACAAGAUGGGACAACAUCUUUAAUCUGUAUGAUGAUUUGUCGAAAAGGCAAGAGUUUAUUAAUAAAUUGUGGACUGAUAUAAAACUGCAGUCUGAUGUAUCUGACAUUUCUACGUACAAUGAAAACUGUAUCCAAGCAGGGCAGCUUACCUUUUUAGAUUGGUACGCUUCAUUCUUGGAGGAUGGUAAAUCAAAGAAAAUUCCCGAUGAGGAGUAUAUGCUGUACAAACCAUCGAAUGGUCAUGAUACAGAAGUACCGGACUGUAAAAAAAUUUCUUCAUUGACCUUUAGUAUGCAUGCAUUUGAGCAUUUACAGGGUAUGAUACAAAGAGAAAACUUGACUGCAAAUCCAGAGUUAGCUCUCCCGGAGUUGAUAUCUCCUAUCAUGACAGUGGACCAGUUUGGGCACUGGGCAGCUGUAUGUUUAAAGAAAAACAGUUCUUCAUGGCUGCACUACAAUAUGGCCUCAUUAUAUUGGCGAGUUAGAGGCAACGCACCGAAAGCCAUGGAAUGCAGUCGUCGCGCAGUGCAUUAUGCGCCUAGGAAAUACAAAGAUGUCGCUCUUUUGAGCCUUGGUUCAAUUUUGCAUCGCAGCAAGAAGACAUCAGAUGCAAUUGUAGUUCUCGGGGCUGCUGUGGACCAUGAUCCCGAAUAUCACACGAGCCACUUUAUUCUUGCCACAGCAUAUGCGGUCCUAGGGGAAUAUAAUAAUUCGUUGAAGCAUUUAGAUGAAUCUUUAAAGAUCAACCCCGAUUUUGAUCUAGGCAUAAACUACAGAUAUGGUAUGCUAUGCCAUAUUGCAUUGGGACAGAGAAUGGCACUUGUUAAAGACUUGGUUGACACCUUACGUGAAGAAUUGAUUGCAUUCCAAAGCAGAGAAGCUUAUUGGCUUAAAUCUCAGGCAGCAUUUUUGAGGACAAUGAAAGAUGUAAAGGAUUUUGAUUACACAAAAUUGGACGAGAAUUGUGAUAAAAUGUCUGCAUUGACCGGUCUUGACAUAAAGGAUAUAAAAAGGGAGGGUGACAAAAACUCUGUGAUCCAAUAUUUUCUGGACGGUCCAGUGUCACUCGGUGAAAAAUUAGAACGCAAAGGCGUUUAUGCUCUCGAUUCAGCGUUGAGCCUCAACAGACUUGUGAAACAUGUGGAGAAACAUGCUCACUUGGCACAAAACUAUGUGCCUCCAGAUAUUAGUAAAGAUUGGCAAAUAGAUGGACCAAUCGCCAAGGAGAUUGGACCCAUGCCUGUGUUUUCAGAUAUGCUGCCUGAUAUUCAAAUCCCUAUGUACGAGCCUCCAGAUGAAAAACCAAUAUACGCCACUUCUGCGCCAGAUUUAGAGACAAAGUCAGCAAGUUCGACUAAUGAACAUAUGGUUAACUAUUAUGAUGGACAUGUGUUGUACCCAACAACAAUGAAAGUGAAUCGCAAUGUAGAAGACUUUGAUAGAGAAAAAGACUGGCCUUCUAACAGAUUCUGCAAGGAAAAUGCUCCUAGUUUCCCACCGCAUGUGGAGGCUAUUUAUCCCGUUUUCUUGCCAUUUGAAAAUAAAGGAAUUAGGUUAAAAGCACUACUGACUGAUCAGAUAGGAGUGCCAGCGAACCAGGAGCAUGAGUUACCCUGGCAUCCGCCUAUAUGUCCACAAGAUAAGGAAGCUUCGUUUUUCACACAGAGGAGAACUGUCAAGCAGCAAAUAACAAACAUGGUGGUCAACACAGAUUACUUGAGGCAAAAACUUCAACAGUAUGUGAGUGAAGGUGACGUGGAAUCAGUGAAAAAAAUGCAAGACGUCGAGAUCGGCCAUCGCAUUUACACGGCUAUGCAAAUGAAUCUAGCGCCAAGAUGGCUUCUAUAUACACUGACGUCACUCUACUGGCGCGUCAGAGGCAACAACGCUAACGCCCUACACUGCCUCAUGACCGCGAGUCGCAUUGUGGACUCUAAGGACAAGGACAUAGUGCUCACUUCAAUGGCCUCUGUGUAUCUGGAGAUGGGGUACUUUGAUGAAUCUCUGUUGACAGCUGAGGAGUCGUUCAGAGCGAGUUUGUAUGAGCCGGCCACAAACUUCGUCCUAGCAGAGUUGAACAUGAUCAAGAAACACCGGAAUACCCAUAUGUUCCACCUGAAGCAAGUCAUACGGGUGGAGCCCAAGUUUCUGGGCGGGCUCGCGAGGAAUCUGCUCAACGCGUGGGCCUGUAUACUGAUGCAGAUCAACACUUUGCAGGAAGUCGAUUAUACAGGUGGUGAUGUUUGCACUCAAGUGGAGCCUGGCGUCAACAUGGUCUGCGAAAAAGACGGAACCAACUGCCAUAUGACCAAUAUACAGUGUUUUAGCAGUCAAGAGAGAGAGAGUUCCACACUAACCCGCAUGAUGGAACAGAAAGAGAAAGAAAAAGUGGAAGACAAGCGUGUGGACCCCACGAACGUGGAUCAAAUGGAUGACAGCAUGUUUGACGCGUUCAUAGAGAACAUGCCGCUCGAGCGAAGCGAUCUGUCAGCGCAUCGACAGAACUAUGACAGCAUGAUUCGCAGCGUCGAGACCGCGCUGAAAGGCUGCGGGCCUAGGAAGUGUAGUGAUAUUCAACCAGAAGAUCUGUCGCUGAAAGAUGAAGAUUGUACUUAUCAGUAUUUACAGUUAGGCUACUGGUUGCACAUCGUGAGUUUUAGGACAAUACUCGAAGAGACUAAUGUGAAAGUACCAGCUGAAAUCUUAGCGCUACCACCAUCCGAUAAAGACGGUCCAGAAUGUGUUAUCCCACCGGAGUUCUCCGAAGACUUCUACUUAGAACGCUUGGGCAAGGUGAACACGGCGAAGUGGGAACCCAUGAUGAGUCUGAUGCACCAGUUCACUGAGGAGUUUGACCACGCUGAGUUCUGGGGGCUGGGAUAUAAGAUCGCGAAGUAUGUUGAAUCUAAGCCCCGCUGGUGGGUCGGUCUGCUGGCGGCGGGCUGGUGGUGCGGCGCGGGCGGGCGCGGCGCCUGCUGCGUGCGCUGCUUCGCCGCCGCGCACCUGCACGCGCCGCCGCACCAGGCCGCGCGCGCGCUGCGGGGGCUCGCCAACAUACUGCACCUGCAAAAUCGGCAAGAAGACGCGAAGGAUGUGUCGUACCUGUCAUUCUACAUGACCCCAAAGAACAAGAUUGACGCGUUCCUGGUGGCAGUUGGACAUUCGUACCUGUCGGAAUUCGAUCAAGCAAUCUGGAUGUUCCGUUACGCCCUGACAUUCGACGACAAGUUUCUGCCUCCAAAGGCCUGUCUCCACGCGACCAUGUGUAUCAUGCUGUACGGGGACCCCACUAAGGACGAAAAGCAGGCCAAACCGGUAUAAACUGGAUACUUUAACCCAUCGAAUGUAUCCACGUCAGAACUAUACUGCAAGUUAGUAGUGAUUUAUCAUUGAUUCUAUGGGUUUGUAAUGGCUUGUUCCCACAGAGAUAUUCCGUUUUUUAGGAUCCUGUUAAGUAGUAUACGUAUUUAACGUUUACAAGAACGUCCCGUUUACAGUGUCCUGCAAACCGAUCCGUUCGUAUUUGGUCUUAGAAUUUCAAACACUCAUAUUAUGUAUACACGACAGUCCAGUUUUGCUGGUUCCUGCAUUACUAGAUUGCCUUGGGAACGAGCCCUAGGAGUCACAGAAUCAUGUUAUAUUGUGAUCUGGAAAUAUUUCUUAGGUGAGUUGAAGUUAUGAAAUGAUUAUGGAAUAAUCGUUUUAUGGCGCAGGUACACUGCGAAAAUUGACUGAGACGAAGCGCGAACCCGCACACCGAAGUAUGGACGACACACGGGUGGGGGAAAGAGAAAGUAACCGAGAUGGUGUUUACACUAUUACGUCUCGGUCAAUUUCCAAUGUAGUGUACUUGCGCCAUUAUUUCAUAAUAUUCUAAAUUGCAUUUUCGUAAUUUAACUAUUCAAUAUUUGUUGCGCUGACCGUAUUAAAGUUAAGACGGGAUAUUUUAUUAAGAUAGUAGCGUUAUCUAUAUUACAGAACAAUUAAAACCCCGAAUCCAAAUAUUUGUUGUGACUAGUCUAUAAUUUAACCAUUUUGUUAAUUGAUUAGUAGUAUUUGUGAAAAUACUUAAUUUCUAGGCUGCAAUAGAAUUAACUAAUAGUUUUGAAUACAUUUAUAUCUUUCUACAAAUACUUCUAGCCAAUUCUGAUAGUUGUCAUUGAGGCUACAAAUAAAAUAAGUAUUCUAUGGUAAAAGGCAAUUUAAUAAUAGCCUAUAAUAAUACAAUAAUCGUAUAAUCCAGAAUGUGGAUGUAGUAUAAAAUCCACAUUUCAAAUAUAUGACGUAUGUGAUAUACAAGCGUUUCAAUUGUUUAUCGUAUAAGGCCGAGUCCGCACUACGGCUAAACCGCCGCGGUUUUUAACCGCGUGAUUUUAUAACCAAGUAAAACUAAUGCAAGCUUUUUACAGUGUAUACUUUUCAGGCGAUCUUGCGGUUUGGCGGUUUACCGCUUACGGGAAAAAACUAUGGUGCGGACUCAGCCUAAAGUUAUUUUAAAUAUACAUAUUAUUCAUAUGAAUAAACUCACACAAAAUAUAUAACAUUCCUCACUUUAAUUGUUCGAAAUAGUCGAUUGGUCUUAAGCUUUUGUUGAUAAGUUUGUGAGUUGAUUAAAGUUUGUAUGAAAUUAAUUUGCAAAACAAGUAUCAAGAUCAGUAUGAAUAUUUUGUAUUAUGUUAGCUACCGAAAAAAACUAGGCAUUCAAGUUUUUAAAAACUGAUCUUUUCUUCUGAACUGAAUUAGUAUUAAUACGGUGCAUUAAAACUCAAGGUGUGGUAUGUUUAUUAAUGAAUAAUCAAAAAGUAAAAUGUUAUGCAUAUAAGAGAGAGAAAGAGAGCCAUUGAAAUGGCAGGAGAUGAAGAUUGUAGAAAAAUAAUGUUUUUUCUUUAUUAUUUUUCUUUAUAUGACAUCCCAAAUGAUUUUUUUAAUGUUGGAAUUCUUUAAAACGUUGAAGAUGUGGAGUGGACAUUUUUUAUUUCAUAUCUAUUAUUAUCUUUCUAUCGUAGCUCUACGAUUCAAAAGACGUAAAACUUUUACACUCAGAAUUAUUUUACUUUUCCUAAUUACAAUUUAACUAAUUUGAAAAAAUAAAAGAAAAUCUUUAUGCCUUUGAGGCAAUUCAAUUAAACGUUAUUUAGUAGGCAGUUAAAGAAAUGCUCAAUGUAUGUUUAAAAUAUAUGCAAAAGAUUUAAAUGUAGCAUAGUGUGGUGUAUUGGCAAACUAUGAAUGAGUGUUGAACGGUUUUUGUGAAAGUAUUUUAGUUUUUUCGAUUGUGUUCAUUAAAUGCUUAUUCUUUAUUGUAAAGAAUGUUAGUCUAAAGAUCCAAACCUAACGAAUAUGUAUAAAUUUCUAAAAGGUGUUGGUUUUGUUGGAAGAAAAAUGGUUUUAAUCUAUUUAAAAAAAAUAAAACUAAGUGGUAAAUUGAUUAAAAAAAAGAAAAAAACCACAAACAUAUUUAAGUUCCUAUUUUACAAUCUAAUUUUCUUUUGCGAAGCUAUUCUAUUGUUCAAACACAAAAAAAGAAACAAAAAGCAGACAAAUAUGUUAUUUUAUUAUUUUACAUAAUAUUGACGGUGAAAAUUUCAAUAUUUACAUAUAUUUUCCUUACAGUAUUUUAAAUGUCAAUAAACCAAUUUGUCUACACGAAAAAUAGUUCUCAUAUUCACAUCAUAUUUACAGUUUUUGCCAAAAUAAUUUUGCAAAUAAAGCAAAUAAGGUCCAUAAUAACAUUUUACGUAUAAAUAUAGCAAAUCUUGAAGAUAAUGUGACCUAAUUGCAUAAGUUAUUGCUAAAAUCUUUUGGCAUGGACUGUUAUAAUAUUAUCUAUCGUAACACUAUAAAAAAUCCAAAAUGGCUGACCUGGGGGAAUUCAAAAAUGACGUAAAGCGAGACGUGGUAUAAUCACAUCUCAUUCACUGUUAUCAUUGGUUCAUUAUGUUAUUAGUUAGAAACUAGGCUAAUAAUAAUAUCUGUAAAAUAAGGCGGGUAAUUUCAUUUUUUUUAUUAUUUAAUUUCAAAACAAUUUGUCCCUAAAGCUCAGCCAGCCGGAGUUUUACAAAGUUUU
Molecule: messenger RNA, 6357 nt
Organism: Ostrinia furnacalis (Asian corn borer)
Lineage: Eukaryota; Metazoa; Arthropoda; Insecta; Lepidoptera; Crambidae
Exons: 19
Coding region: 111-3614 (1167 amino acids)
Biological process (GO): actin filament polymerization
Cellular component (GO): actin cytoskeleton; cytoplasm
Molecular function (GO): protein binding
Source: RefSeq, a predicted model, not a curated record